UAUCCCAAACAAGACCCAGAGCGAGGCGGCACUCACAUGAUCUCCACAGAUGACCUGGAGUACCCGCGGGAGUAUCGGACACUGGGCAAUAGCGGCAGGCGCUUCUCUAACGUGGGCCUGGUGCACACGUCGGAGCACCGACACACGGUGACGGCGGCGCAGAGCCUGGAGGCGCUCACGAACCUACACAAGGCCGACAUGGAACGCAAGCGGGACGCCUUCAUGGACCACCUGAAGAGCAAGUACCAGCAGCAGCAGCAGCAGCUGCAGCAUCAGCACCACAACCCGCCAUCACCUUCGCAAUCGCACGCGAGCAUGAGGGGAGGCUCGGAGAGGGCUGCGCGAGAACAGCAACAACCCAACUACUGGAGCUUUAAGAGCCGCAGCCCCCGCCAUUCCCAGUCCACCCAAUCGGGGCUCGCCGACCAGGCCGCCAAGCUGUCCUUUGCCUCCGCCGAGUCCCUAGAGACCAUGUCCGAGGCCGACGUGCCCAUCGGCUUUAACAGGAUGAAUCGGUUCCGCCAGAGUCUGCCCCUGUCGCGCUCCGCCAGCCAGAAUAAGCUACGGUCUCCAGAUGAAUAUGCAGGUGUGCUGUUCCUGCAGUACGGCGACGAGACGCGCCGUGUGCACAUCACCCACGAGCUGAGCAGCCUGGACACGCUGCACGCCCUCAUCGUGCACAUGUUCCCGCAGAAGCUGACGGCGGGCAUGCUCAAGUCGCCCAACACGGCUGUGCUGAUCAAGGACGAAGCGCGCAACGUCUUCUACGAGCUGGAGGACGUGCGCGACAUCCAGGACCGCAGCGUCAUCAAGAUCUAUCGCAAGGAGCCCAUCUACGCCUCCUACCCGGCUGCUGCACACCUGGCCAAUGGGGACCUGCGGAGAGAGAUGGUGUAUUCGUCCCGCGACUCCUCUCCGACGCGCCGCCUGAACACGCUGCCUUCAUCGUCAGGCUCCUCCGGCUCGCCGUCCCGCUCGCGCCUGUCCUACAGCGGGGGUCGCCCGCCCUCUUUCGCCGGUUCCCACGAGCAGGCCCGGCAUCCUCACCACGUCGCCGCUAACGCGGUCCUCUCACCCUCGCCCAGCGCCAUCCUGGAGCGGCGAGACGUCAAGCCAGACGAGGAGGUCUCAGCAAAGAACUUGGCGCUGAUGAAGAACGAGUCACUGUACGCCGACCCCUACAGCCUAAUGCACGAGGGCCGCCUCAGCAUCGCCUCCACGCAGUCCCUUGCGGCCAUCGGCGACCCCUUUGCUUUCCCUGUUUCCACGGGCUUGUACCGCCGCGGCUCCGUGCGGUCGCUUAGCACCUAUUCCGCCGCCGCACUGCAGGGGGAACUGGACGACGCGCUCUAUAAGCCCGGCGGGUCGCUAUACUCCGACACGUACUCGGCCACGCUAGGCAUGGGCUUCCGCAUGCCUCCGUCGUCCCCACAGAAGAUCCCCGACAUGCACUUGCGGGAUAGAGACUCGUACUCCGUCUCGCCCAGUAGGGCUUCACCCGUCAGGCAGAACUUUCGCAAGGACUCUGCAUCCUCCUCAGUGUUCGUGGACAGUCCCAAAUCCAGACCCGGUUCCGGCUCAGAGCCUCUCUGCCUCACGGCCGGACCUGGAGAGGGAGGCAGGGCCACGCCUGGUUUUUCGUUGUCUGGAGCAGAUGCUGAUGUGAGCAGGGAUCACCGUCUUGAGCGCAUGGAAGCCAUGGAGAAACAAAUCGCAAGCCUGACCGGUCUGGUCCAGAGCGUGCUGACCAGAGCACCGGACAGUGAUAGCACAUGCGGCCUGCUGCGUCUCUGCAUGAUGGCGGGCUGCCCCCCGGACCAGGGAGCCGACUUCUCACGGACAUUACCUUUCUCUUCCAGCGACAAGACUGACACCAACAGCGACGGCUCCGCCACAGGAACGGGACGGCUAAAGAAGAAAGCUCACACGCCGUCGGCCCCACUGGCGCUGAUGCCUCCGCCGCCGUCUAACUCCACGCCGUUGAACAACGUCAGCCGGCUGCAGAUGCAGCUACACCUGCACGGGUUGCAGCAGAACGCCAACGACCUGCGAAAGCAGCUCGGACAGCUGCGCAAGACGCAGCUGGAGAACCAGGACUCUAUGCGCAAGCUGCUGAAACGCACUGAAACCGAGCUGAACGUGCGCGUGGCCGACGCCCUUCGCAAGCAGGAGGACCCCCUUCAGAGGCAGCGCCUCCUGGUGGAGGAGGAGAGGCUCAAGUACCUGAACGAGGAGGAGCUCAUCAUCCAGCAGCUUCAUGACCUGGAGAAGUCGGUGGAGGACAUCCAGAAGGAGUCGUCCGUCAACCACAAGCUGGUGAGCGUGCAGGAGCUGGAGGAAAAGACGGCCAUCCUCCGAAAGUUGGGCGAGACACUCACCGAGCUCAAGAAUCAGUUCCCCAGCCUGCAGAGUAAGAUGCGGGUGGUGCUCCGGGUGGAGGUGGAGGCUGUCAAGUUCCUGAAAGAGGAGCCACACAGGCUAGAUGCCCUGCUGAAACGCUGCAAGACCAUUACAGACACCCUCAACGCCAUGCGAAAGCAAGCCAAUGACGGCGUCUGGAAGAAGCAUGAGGACUUCACAUCAGCCAAGCACAACGACGAGCUAAGAAGGUUCCCGGACUUUGACCUCCCGAGCAGCCCGCCGCUUGCUAUCAACGACCUGGGAGGAGGAAACAGCCUGUCCAAUUGGAGCCCGCACACCAGCCUGGCACGCCGCCACCACGGCAACCCGGCCGGCCCGCACAAGGACAAUCACCCGCCCGUCCCUCACAAGGGCAAAGCCCUGGAGGAGCUGGAACGCCGAAGCGCUGCUGAUAAAGCGUCGUCUGUCGAAGUUCGCCUGGCAGCCGAGCGGGACUGGGAGGAGAAGAGGGCCAGCCUAACCCAAUACAGUGCUCAAGACAUCAACCGGCUGCUGGAGGAAACCCAGGCCGAGCUCAUGAAGGCUAUACCCGACCUGGACUUUGCCGCUAAGCAGAUCAAGCCUUCCUCCAAUGCCACACCCUCGCAGGUGCCGCAGACCCCUCCAAGCGGGACUGCUACCCCCGAGCACCGCACCAUCAACAGCAAGCCCCUGCAGAAGAAGGAAGGAGGCUCUAGGCUUGGAUCCGAUGAGCUGACAGUGCCGCGCUACCGCACAGAAAAACCCUCCAAGUCGCCACCUCCGCCACCACCCAGACGCAGCUUCCCUUCUUCUCCCGGUCUGAUCACCCGCAGCGGGGAGCCCCUCAUUCCCGGGAAGUGUGUCAAGAAGUCUGACUCUGAGGAAGCGGAGAACCAAAAGCCACAUGUAAAACUGAGGAGGACAGUGUCUGAAAACCCUCGUCCCGCAUCCACGCCUCCUACUUUAUCCGGGGACAAGGCAGACGCAGAACAGGAGAAAACUUCUGCCCAGUUAGAGGGCAGUUGUAUUCAACACAUCAUGUUGAGCGAGUGUCCCGUCAGAGAUGUGCCCCAUCGUUCUGCUUGGCUUCCUCGGCAAGAGAUGCAGCAUCGCUCGGAGGAGGACUUCAAACAGGAAGUGACUUUGCUCUUGACCGAGCAAGAGAUGAGGGCACUCUCGCCCUCUGAGGCACAGGAGCUGAGCGGCGCCGCGGGUGUCAUUUUGCAAACGCGCACCAUCUCGACGCACUCCGCCGCGCUCUCAGAGGAGCACUUGAGCGAGCGCCCUCUACUGCUGCUCUUCAAAGAGGAAGCCACGCUCAAGGAGGCCUACAAGGUCCUACUUUAUCUUUUGGAGGCGUCGCCUAAAAAUAGAUCCUCCGCCUGCUCAGGCCAGCUGGUGAAGGCUCUGAGGAGGGGGAUAGAAACAGGGGAAGUGGUUAUAAAAUUCCAACUUGGCACCGACACCGAGAGUCCCGAGGGAGCCAAACCGGUAGAAGAUGUCCGCCGGGGCGCCUAUGAGAGGCUGGACAGCUUGGAGGAGACCAUUCGGGAGUUGGAGAACACCUUGCUGGAGAUCAGCGGAGGAGCCGAAACGUGCAGAAAGCCGCCGGUCCCGCCCAAGCCUUCGACGUCAAGAAAGGGAGGGAAUGCCGCCCUGUGCAAAAUCCCGCCGGCCCCGGCCUCCAAACUGAAACAGCUGCAGCAGCAGAACAGCACGGACAAGUACAAAAGCGGCAAGAGGGAGGACUUCCUGAAGGCCCAGCAGCAGGGAGCCGCCCUUGGCGCGGAUUCGGGCGUCCGCCGCAGGAGGGCGGAGGGUCCCGCGCUGAGGGCGUCGCCCGGCCAGGCCAAGGCGCUGCUGGCCAGCCUGUCGGCCGCUGGCCUGAGCGCCGAAGCCCUGCUGCUGUCCUCCGCCCUGCGCCGGCACCGCCUCCUCCGCGAGCAGCAGCAACGGGCAUCCGCGUCCUCCCUGCCCUCGCCGGGCAGCCGCUCCCCGUCGCCCGCCUCCUCCUCCUCGCAGACGCCCAGCGCCACCCUGUCGUCAUCCUCCUCGCCCACCACGCCCGUCUUGUCGCCGUGUUCGCCCACAUCGCCCACUUCGUCCAAGGCCGGUCUGGAGGGGCUUAAGAAUGGACAGUAA
This is a messenger RNA of Nerophis lumbriciformis (worm pipefish), 4524 nucleotides long. The record is from RefSeq and is a predicted model, not a curated record. NCBI's taxonomy places the organism in Eukaryota, Metazoa, Chordata, Actinopteri, Syngnathiformes, Syngnathidae.